CCGUCGUCAAGGUGUAAUUUAACCCGAUUAACCAUGGCGUCCUAAACCCAGCAACUGGUAUCACGGAAUAAGAGCAAAUGAUCGGGAAAUUCGUUUAAUUCGGGAUAUGAAAAAAGCAGACGUAGGCUUAAAAAUAUAUAGGUAUAAGCGACAGUAAAAACUAUAAACGCGUUAGACUAGACUAGAUGGUAAACAUUAGGCUACUAUGUUAACCGUUGGUGCUCAAAGAUUAAUUAGAAACCAGCUGUGCGUAUUCUACUAUUGUUAGAAUGUCAAACGCAAAAGUUAGUACAUCUAAAAAUGUCCGAAUUAAAACAAGAUCUACUGAAACAAAAGUGAGAACUUUAGAAACUAAACCAAAAGCGAAGACGGACCCCCGCGAAAAGAGGGCAUCGAGUUGUCAAAGGUGUCACCAUAGCAACGAAUCCGAAGCCAAGAAGACACCUGAUGACCAUAGGAUAAAAAAUGUAAGGAAAACCGAACCUACGGUGGCUUCCCAAAAACAUAAAAACACAGCAUCUGAUCAUAAAGAGCAUCAAGUGCACAAAACAGCGUAUGCAUUUCCAAGUCAGAAGGCCUAUACGGUUAUUGCUCCAAACCCAAAGAAAAGGAAUGAGAUACAGCGAAAGGCCGAGGCUGAGCUGACAGCUCUGGAGGAUUUCAAACUGAGACGCGCGAUGGGCUACGUGUCUAUCGCCCCCAGAAGAGUAGGAGGAUGCUUAACUUUGGAAGAGGUUCGGAACAAACAACAGAAAGAAAUGCAAAUGAGCCAAAAGUGAAAACAGGUGAAAGGAUUUAUGACUAAAGCUGUGCUACAUAAAUGAUAAAUGAGGUUUUAACAGCAAGUUUAACUCACUGUGGGAAAAGGAAAAGAGAGUGUGUACAUCAGGGCUUAUAAUAUUUCUCAAACUUGGUCCAACAAAUCCCUGAAUUACUGAAUUACGAUUUUUAUUUUACAUCUCCACAAUUUAAUCAGUAUAUAAAUUCUUUAAAGAAAUGCACUAAGGCUGUUUGUGCUAAUAUUUUUCCACAUUUUUGUUAAUAUAUGCACUUCCUGAAAAUUUUGCUAAGUUUACUUUGUUGUCCAGUAAUUUGGUUAUUGUCGCACUGAAAAAUGUUUUCUUUUAAUUGAUAUCCUUACAUCCUGAUUGGGAUUCCAUUGCCAGAUCAAUCAAAACUGAUAAAUUGAGAGCUAAGCUGGACCAAAAACUAGGAUAUACUGUGGUCUUUGUACAAGAAUGAGAAAUGCAGAUUUGUACAUACAUGUAACAUUCUGUUUCAGUUGUUUCAUCAUAAUGACCAGUUUGCUUACAAAAACGUACUAUCCUACAUACAUGGUGAGAUUAUAAUUAAGUAAUGCAGCCUUGUAUGACAUACAAUGCUGCAUUACUUAAUUAUAAUAUCACCAUAGGUAUAAAUUAAUACAAUGGCAAAUAUAUAUUAAAGAAGCACAGAUUGUAUUGUAAUACUGAGGUUAUCUUCUAUUAUUGUGCUAAAUUGUUUUGCUAUGAAGGCUUAAGUGUCCUUUUUAGUUGCACUUGUAAUUUUGAGUAAAUCCUGUAAAUUAUAACAGCUAACAAGGGAUUCAUAUGGACUUAACUGAAUCUUUUGUAAUGUGUUAAACAGUGUUAUAUCUUGCGCUGUUAUAAUAAUUUCAUCUUUUUAUUAUUGUUAUUUAAUUAUGAACAUUUAAUCCAUUUAACAUUUAAUCCAUGUACUGUACAAGGAUAAAUACCAAUUAGCACUGCACAAGGAUAAAUAUCAAUUUGCUUGUGUCUGAGUGAGAAUAUUUGAAAGGUUGUAAUUGCAACUGUAAAAUAAUAUGGUUAACCAAAUCGUUCCAACUUUUUCAAUGGGACAAAAAAAUAAAAUUAAUUUGGUUCUCCUGCAAUUUCUCACCUUUUACAUAGGAGCCUUAUAGGAGUGCUGAUAGACAUCCUUGAUUUCACAUGAAUUAACCCAACACUUACGUUAGUUAACCUCGAAAAAGUUUUGAACGGGAAAGUAACUGUGAUAUGAGGUAUGAUUUAUAAUUUGCACAACGGUCCUAAACGAGUUAGAUAUGAAAUGUCAAUUCAAUGUAUUGUUGUUUUACUAGUAAACUACAAUACCCAGAAGUCAGGAAGGACACUGGACACUGCAGCGGAAUGUUUUGCUUCCAGAAUUUGUCAUUGACUAAAGAACGCAAUUCCCCAAAUAUUACAUUAGCUAGAUAUAAAUCACAUUUGUAUACUUAAUAUUUUUGUUUUCAUAUACAUGUAACAAAAUGUAUUUCAUUUGUUUGAUCUACGAUACUUUAUAUUCAUAGUUUGAUGUAGCUACCUAACGAACUGCUAGUUAGCUAGUUGAAUAGCUACUAUCCAUAUUGGCGCAGAGUGACACGACAGCCCACGUGUAUUUGUUGUUGUGUUAUUGUUUUUGUUGUUAUCACUUAUUAAUUGUUUACGUUAAUGAAUAGUUAGGUAAUUUAGUUGGGUAGCCAUCCGUUAUUAGUUUCAGGUACAGCCCUCCUCCCGUCGCAUUCCAGUGUUCGAUUGGGUAAUGUUACUUGAGAGGCCUCUGCUCUUGAGUUGGGAGUGUCUUGCUAGCUGCCAACCCGAAACUUAAGAAACAACCUGGGCUUCCAAACGAAUAGUUAAUUAGACAGCAUAUUGAACGUCAGUUUUAGAGGGGCUUUGCUCACUUUCUGUCAUUGUUUUUUUUAGCUAGCCUACGCUAAACUGCUAUCACAGCUCUCUGAAGACUCACGUCAGAACGGCGUGCGUUGUAAGGUGCUGUCUGAAGUAAGAACUUACUCAAUUCCGUUAACGUUGGCUAGCUAUUGUUAGCUACUAGCGGAUUUAAAGAUGCCAACGUUGCGGGAUAGCACUAUGUCCCACCCCGGCGACAAUCCUCAUCAGGUCCGAGUGAAAGCUUACUAUAAGGGGGACAUCAUGAUAAACCACUUUGAGCCUUCCAUCUCCUUCGAAGGGCUGCAGGUUAAAGUGCGGGACAUGUGCAGCAUGGACAAUGACCAGCAGUUCACCAUGAAGUGGAUUGACGAGGAAGGCGACCCCUGCACCAUAUCAUCCCAGCUGGAGCUGGAGGAGGCGCUCCGUCUCUACGAGCUGAACAAAGACUCGGAGCUCAUCAUACACGUGUUCCCCUGUGUGCCCGAGAAGCCUGGCAUGCCGUGUCAGGGAGAGGACAAGUCCAUAUACCGACGGGGAGCGCGGCGCUGGAGGAAGCUGUACUGUGCCAGCGGACACACCUUCCAGGCCAAGAGAUUCAACAGGCGGGCACACUGUGCCAUCUGCACAGACCGGAUAUGGGGCCUUGGGCGGCAGGGCUACAAGUGCAUCAACUGCAAACUGCUGGUGCACAAGAAAUGCCACAAGCUGGUAUCAAUGGAGUGCGGCCGGCACGUAAUCCAGGAGCCAGUGAUGGGUCCGUUGGCUCCAGCAGGCACUCCAUCAGAUCACCUUGACCCAGUGGACAAAUCAUCGAGUGAGAGUCUGAACCACGUCGGAGAGGAGAAAGAGGCCAUGAACAGCAGGGACAGCGGGAAGGCCGUGUCCAGCCUGGGCCUGGCAGACUUCGACCUGCUGCGGGUUAUUGGGCGAGGCAGCUACGCCAAAGUCCUGCUGGUGCGGCUGAAGAGGACCGAGCGCAUCUACGCCAUGAAGGUGGUGAAGAAGGAGCUGGUCAACGAUGACGAGGACAUAGACUGGGUCCAGACGGAGAAGCACGUGUUUGAGCAGGCGUCCAACCAUCCCUUCCUGGUGGGACUGCACUCCUGCUUCCAGACAGAAAGCAGGCUCUUCUUUGUCAUUGAGUAUGUGAACGGUGGAGACCUGAUGUUCCACAUGCAGAGGCAGCGGAAACUUCCGGAGGAGCACGCCAGGUUCUAUUCAGCAGAAAUCAGCCUUGCCCUGAACUAUCUUCACGAGCGAGGAAUCAUCUACAGAGACCUGAAGUUGGACAAUGUCUUACUAGAGUCUGAGGGGCACAUCAAGCUUACCGACUAUGGCAUGUGCAAGGAGGGGCUGCGGCCCGGGGACACGACCAGCACUUUCUGCGGGACGCCCAAUUACAUUGCCCCCGAGAUCCUGAGAGGGGAGGAUUACGGCUUCAGCGUAGACUGGUGGGCGCUGGGCGUGCUCAUGUUCGAGAUGAUGGCGGGCCGGUCGCCGUUCGACAUCGUGGGCAGUUCCGACAACCCUGACCAGAACACGGAGGACUAUCUCUUCCAAGUCAUUUUGGAAAAGCAAAUCAGAAUCCCGAGGUCCCUGUCGGUGAAAGCUGCCAGCGUCCUUAAGGGCUUCCUCAACAAGGAUCCAAAGGAGCGGCUGGGUUGUCAUCCGCAGACGGGCUUCGCUGACAUCAUGGGUCACCACUUCUUCCGAAGUGUGGACUGGGACCUGAUGGAGCAGAAGCAGGUGGUCCCCCCCUUUAAGCCCAACAUUUCUGGGGAGUUCGGCCUGGACAACUUCGAUGCACAGUUCACCAACGAGCCGAUCCAACUCACGCCCGAUGAUGAGGAUGCUGUUCAGAAGAUUGACCAGUCAGAAUUCGAGGGCUUUGAGUACAUCAACCCGCUCCUUAUGUCUGCGGAGGAAUGCGUGUGAAGACCCCCUGCUCCGAAUCCAGCCGUUUGCUCAAACUCUGCAUGGGUCAUGACGCUGUCGCUGUUAGGAGAUUCCGUCUGUGGUCUCCUUCGAAAGAAAACCUGUAUGUAAAACCUGCUGGCCAAUCAGCUGCUUAAAAAUAGUUGCCAAAAUUGAUAUCAUUACCUGCCACUCAGCAAUUGAUGACCACGUGUCCUUAAUGUGUCCUUUUUUACUGUAUAUUGUGUUUUUGUAUGUUCUAAACUGCUACUUUCUGGCUGGUGACCAAUGAGUGUUUAAGGUCAUUUGGAGGUUACUGGAUACAGAGAAGAGCCAUAAAAAUAUGGAAUAUGCGUUGUCUUAUGUGUCUUAUGUCUUUUGUCUGAAGUUGUUGCCUGUUACACUGAAUAUGUUCUUUUUUAUAAACAGAAUUCUGACCCUAUUCAGUAAAUAGAAGAUGGCACUGGUAAAGACCAAUUUAUUGUUAACUGGCGCAGUAAGUGGAAUUCCUGUUUGCUGUCUCCAAAUAAAUGCCCGUCCUGUCUGAAUUCCUUUUCCUCCUUGUAAGCACACAGGCUUUUUAUUUUAAAAAGAGCAUACGGAGGACACCUUUCUUGUUUUAUCUAAGGAGCACAGAGCACAAGCCUAGCUCAGAGCCUGGUUUCUCAAUCGAGUCUGAAUGGCUUCUUUGGGUUUUUAUGGCUGUGCAGCGGAGUACUGUUGGGCGGGGGCGUGGUCUUGGAGCACGCCAUUGUCAGUACUCACACUUUACUAUUGUUAACACUACCCUGGGGGGUAGGGGAAGGGGUUAGGGUCUGGGCUGUGUCUAAGGGGGUACGGAGCAGGUGCAUCAGAGCAUCUUUUUUAAAAUUAAAAAUCCUUAAGACACUGGGCAGUAGCAACAAUGGUUGCUUUUAGUAGGAGUGUACAGUCAUAGCUAAUAGUUUCAUAAAUACAUAAUUUUCCACGGUAUCUUUUUUUUUCACUGCCAGGAAGUGUGGUGGGGGUCAUUUAUCAAAGCUGCUGUUAAUUUUCCACAUGCAUUAUCAGAGUUGCUUUCAACUUUUAAUUUAAAAAAAUAUAUAUAAUUAUGUUUAAUUAUGACUAAUAAAUCUGUCAGAAUCACUAAAGCCUUGGUCGGGCAAUAACCAGUUCCUCUUAUUAUUAUUAUUUUUUUUUUUCCACUGUAGAGAUGCAGUGAAGCAAGAUAGGCUAAGGUUUGUUUUUCAGCCCACUUGUGUUUCAUGUGCCAACCUACAGUAUUUAAAUACAAGCUGUUGGUGAGGAUUCCAAGUUUUGUAAUUAAAUACUGCAUUCAUAAAGAACCAAAGGAAAGAAAUACAAGCAGUUGUUAUUCACUUGAUUUUUUUUAUACUGAAAGCAAAAAAUUCUUACUCUGCUUGGAUUUAAUUGGUCAUUGAAGACCUUGUUUCUGAUGUCAUCAAAAGUGAUUUGCAUAUUUUUUUCCACAAAUCAGUAGCAAUGGAAAACUGACUCAUUACAUAAAUAUGGUAAUAUGUCAGCUUGGCUCAUUACCAAUACUAACUGUACCACAGAGAAUGUCGGGCAUUUUGGCUUCUAGCAUACAUGGUUGUGGGAGCAUGUCAAAUUUGGGAGUAGUGUGAAGGUAAAAAAGCUGUGUAGGGAGUGGCACAUUGCUGCUCGGAUGUGGUAACAUUUUAUCACAAGUUAGAUGGCUAACACUGUGCUGCGUCAGUACAGGAUUAAUACGGAAAUAACGUAAAGAUUCAAAAAGAUGGUUUAGUAUGACUUCACUAUCAACUCAAAUUAGCUUGCUAGCAAGCCAGCUAUCUAACCUGGUUUUUGAAUUUGGUAAAUGGCUUGUUGAAAAGCUGACAGUUUCAGUGACUUGCUAACAUAGCUAGCUACUCAGACAACAAACAACAGGUAAAGAUUCCGUAGUUGAGCUCAGACGUGUAUGGGUUGAAUUGCUAUUCUCUUGCGGUUGGUUUUGCUGUCAGUGAUGUCAGAGUCUGUGUUGUCUUCCAUAUAGUUAUACAUAUUCUACUAGCUAACCAACUACACUGUAUUGUGAGACUCUUUAGUGUGCUGUCUCAAAAAAUGAACACACUCCUUCAGUCCUGUAAUUCUCCUAUUGAGAAGUACUCAAUUAUUUUUCUGUUUAUAUGAUUUAUAAGUGUAAAUACACAUCUUUUUCUUAUGCUUUAAUGAAUACUGAAUGGAAAUUAAAUAAAUUUAAUUUGUACAGCAUCUUUAGACUGGCAGGUAGACACAAGUCCAGGCACAGGUGUCAUUCUGCUGCUGUCAGUACACUUGGUGUGCCGUCAUGUACCACGGUAGUACCAAACCUCCUGUCAGAGAAGGGAACUAAUACUCCUGUCCCCACCCCACCACCCCAACAUGCCAGUGUCUUCUUGCUUAACUAGCAUCCCCUGUCACGUUGAACUUUGACCCCUCAAGUGGUCCAAGCCAGGAGAGGGGUAAUUUAGGCUAAGAUGAGGUCAGCCAGCCAUGGACAGGUACAGAACUACUGUUUUUAAGAGCUCACACCCAGCAUGUGAAUGGUCUUGUCUUCACCCACUGCAACGCUACACCAGCUGUCUGAGGUGACAGGGUGGGGUGGGGGUGGUGGGGGUAAGGGGGGAGCGCAAUUGGCUUUACACUCUAAUAAAAGCGGGGGUGGGGAGUGGCAAGGCUAGGGCUCUGUCAAACCUUGACAAUUUAUUGCCUCCCAGUAAAUCUGCCUGCACUAUUUCAUACCAGGCUGCUUUUCAUUCUUUAAAUUAUUAAUCAAGGAGUCUGAGCUGAAGGGGGGACUGAAAGCUCAAGCCAUUUUUUCCUGGAUGUGGAAAUUAUCAUGUUUGGCAAAUACUGUUACAAUUAAGCACAAUUAAUUGUGGGAGACCUUUGUGUAAGGAAUGUUGUAAUGUUGUUUUUUUGUUUUUUCUCAUUGUUUUCAUAUAUGGGGGAAAAUCUUGAGCCCCAUUAAGAGUUGAAACUAUUUUUUACUUGUUCAUUCAUAGGCUGUUAAAAAUUUCACCAUGUUGUGUUUUUUUAUUGUAUUGUUGGGUGAAAAGCAUUGAUGAUUGUGUAUUUUCAAAAAUAAAAUAUGACAGUAUAAACUGGAAA
Messenger RNA from Anguilla anguilla (European eel), 7697 nucleotides. RefSeq names its product protein kinase C iota type-like. Lineage: Eukaryota; Metazoa; Chordata; Actinopteri; Anguilliformes; Anguillidae. The coding region runs from base 2847 to 4607 and encodes 586 amino acids. Gene Ontology annotation, molecular function: diacylglycerol-dependent serine/threonine kinase activity; protein binding; ATP binding. The transcript has 22 exons. The record is from RefSeq and is a predicted model, not a curated record. Gene Ontology annotation, biological process: protein phosphorylation.